Fusarium sp. VM40 is the source of this 765-nucleotide messenger RNA. The record is from the annotation of a GenBank genome assembly. Lineage: Eukaryota; Fungi; Ascomycota; Sordariomycetes; Hypocreales; Nectriaceae.
AUGGUCCGUGUUUUCAUCACUGGAUCAGUAGACGGCAUCGGCCAAGCUACCGCAAAACUCCUCGCCGAGCAAGGCCACCAAGUUGUUCUGCAUGCCCGUAAUGCCGACCGGGCAGCCACAGCCAAGUCCGCUAUCCCCGACGCCCAAGCCGUCCUCGUGGGAAAUUUGUCUUCCAUCGAGGAGACGAAAAAGCUGGCAGAAGAAGCGAACAAGGCUGGACCUUUCGAUGUCAUUGUGCACAAUGCGGGUAUAGGAUAUGGGGCAACAGCACUGAGGGAACUCACAGCAGCCAAGAUCUCGGCUGUUUUUGCAGUCAAUACCCUCGCGCCAUAUAUCCUCACUUGUCUCAUGGAUAAACCUACCACCAGGUUGCUGUUCAUGAGCUCUGAUAGCCACUACGGCGGAGAUGAGACGCUGAAGAACGCGACGCAAUCACAUUCGUACGGCAACACGAAGCUCCACGACACCAUGCUUGCAAAAGCAUUUGCGCGACGCUGGACGGAUAUUCAGGUUAUUAGCAUGCACCCAGGCUGGGUCAAGACCAAGAUGGGGGGCAGCUCUGCACCAGUGUCACUUAGUGAGCCAGCCAAGGCAUUGGCAAGCUGGGUCGCCGGGGAGGGAUCUCUAACAAAGGUUGCAUCCGGUGCCUUUGUGACAACUAGGGGAGAGGCAAAGCCUCACCCUGGGGCAGACAAUGAGAGCAAACAAGAGGAGUUGCUGGACAUAUGCAAGGAGGUUUCUGGGGUUUCAGUGCCAGAGGCCUAA